Messenger RNA from Kogia breviceps (pygmy sperm whale), 2029 nucleotides. It is a transcript of the gene CISH, whose product is annotated as cytokine inducible SH2 containing protein. Gene Ontology annotation, biological process: intracellular signal transduction; phosphatidylinositol phosphate biosynthetic process. Gene Ontology annotation, molecular function: 1-phosphatidylinositol-3-kinase regulator activity. The record is from RefSeq and is a predicted model, not a curated record. Lineage: Eukaryota; Metazoa; Chordata; Mammalia; Artiodactyla; Physeteridae. Gene Ontology annotation, cellular component: phosphatidylinositol 3-kinase complex.
CGCCCUCCCGGCCCGCCCCACGAGCCCUCACGGCCCGCCCGCGCCGCCACCCCUCAGUCCCGGCCCGCCGCCCGUGCGCCCCGGGAUCCUUCCUUGCGAGCGCGACCCGCGCCCACUAGCUCCCUUCAGCAGCUGCCGUCAGGCCGAGCCCCAGCUCCGGAGCAGCCGCUGCCGCUGCCGGGACAUGGUCGUCUGCGUUCAGGGACCUUGUCCUUUGCUGGCUGUGGAGCAGAUCGGGCAGCGGCCCUUGUGGGCCCAGUCCCUGGAGCUGCCCGAACCAGCUAUGCAGCCUUUACCUGCUGGCGCCUUCCUGGAGGAAGCAGCAGAGGAGUCCCCAGACCAGCCAGAGGGUGAGCCCAAGGUGCUGGACCCCGAAGAAGAUCUGCUGUGCAUAGCCAAGACUUUCUCGUACCUUCGGGAAUCUGGCUGGUAUUGGGGUUCCAUUACGGCCAGUGAGGCCCGGCAACACCUGCAGAAGAUGCCAGAGGGCACAUUCCUAGUACGUGACAGCACCCACCCCAGCUACCUGUUCACAUUGUCGGUCAAAACCACCCGUGGCCCCACCAACGUGCGCAUUGAGUACGCCGACUCCAGCUUCCGCCUGGACUCCAACUGCCUGUCCAGGCCGCGCAUCCUGGCCUUCCCAGAUGUGGUCAGCCUUGUGCAGCACUAUGUGGCCUCCUGUGCUGCAGAUACCCGAAGUGACAGUCCUGACCUUGCAACCACCCCAGCCCUGCCUACCCCUAAGGAGGAUGCACCUGGUGACCCAGCACUGCCUGCUACUGCUGUACACCUAAAACUGGUGCAGCCCUUUGUGCGCAAAAGCAGCACCCGAAGCCUGCAGCACCUGUGCCGCCUCGUCAUCAACCGUCUGGUGGCCGAUGUGGACUGCCUGCCACUACCCCGGCGCAUGGCUGACUACCUCCGACAGUACCCCUUCCAGCUCUGACCCAGCCAAGCAACCGCCUAGCCUCACCCAGACAGACCCUGGAGGGGACACCGGCUCCAGCUGGACUUGGGCUCCCACUAUCACUCCUCCAGUCAUCCUGGUGCCACAUGCAUCUGGCAGCUGGACCAGGAAGGGUCUGCAGGAACAAGUCUGGGGGUGAGGGGUAGGGAGAAGUGUCAUGUGACUUGGAGGUCAGUGCCCCCAGCUCCCAUGUGGCUCCAUUCUGAUGGGCCAUGUGACAGAAGAGGGGACUGGCAGGACCUCGUCUCACCCUGUGGGCUGGGCCCAGGCCCCCACUCACCUGCUGUGGCCUCCUGAACUGCGUAGACUUGGCCGGCCCAGGUUUCUCAGUCCACAGGGUGGGGCAGGCCCCCUCCUUUCAGCCAGGCUCUGUCUCAGGGGGGAUGGCAGCCAGAGGAACUGAGGUUGACAGUGACAGUCCCCUGGUGUGGAAGCAGGCCAGGCUGGGGGAUGGCACAGUUAUAUAGUAUUUAUUUAUUUAUUCUCCUUGGGUUGGAGAGCCAACCCCACCUCUCUCUGCCUGAGCCCUGAGUGCUCCAGAGACCCCAGCCCUGCCUCAGCUUCUCUGGUUCCUUCUGGCUGAGAGCCUCAUCCUGAGAUGUGUUGCUGGAUCCAAGGCAGUCCUGGAUGUCCUGGCGCUGACCCACCCACCUGUGAAGGUGUCCACCCUCUUCUGCCUCCAGCCCUGUUUUGGGAGGAUGGGUGAAAAAACAAGAAAAGGGAGCCAAAGUGUUAGCGCCUUGCAGAGCCUGCCACUCACCCCCUUGCAGGGCAGAGCCCUGUCUGCACAGAGCUGGUCUCACUGGGGCACAGGCCCUGCAUGAGUGUGGGUGCCGUGUCAGGGAGGGGCAUGGUAGUUUGAGGGCUGCCACUCCACCUCUGCUGGGUCUGCUUCCUGCCCAGAAAGGUGCCUGCACAUGAAAGAGGGAAAGAAAAUACAUAUCUGAUAAGACUUUAUAAAAUAAUUAUUUCUAAAAAAAAAAAAAAAAACCCACAGUUUGGUAGUCUUUUUUUUUUUUCACUGAUUUUUCUGUAAUGACAAUAAAAUUGUACCUUCCA